Molecule: messenger RNA, 506 nt
Organism: Didymella exigua CBS 183.55
Lineage: Eukaryota; Fungi; Ascomycota; Dothideomycetes; Pleosporales; Didymellaceae
Exons: 1
Coding region: 143-463 (106 amino acids)
Source: RefSeq, a predicted model, not a curated record
AAUCAAAGAUCUGAAUGCCUGGCCACAGUCCGUGGCCAUCAAGUGCCGCUUGAUCGAGAUUUUGGUCUACGUUGUCGCGCUGGCGACCAUCAAGUCGUCUGUCUGGAUUCCUCUCCGGCCUAUUGCUUCAAUCAAAAGAUCGAUGGAAUUGGCGGUCUGGGUUUUGCUCUGCUCCAGCGUCAAGACGGGCGUCUGCUGUUUUACAAGCUCAAUCCCAGCAAUACGUCACUUCUUCCAGCACAGACGCGCCUGCGGCUCGGAUCCCAACAGUAAGCGCCAUGCAUCAACAUUCAUCACCCGAGGUCCCAGUUUGCGCCAAACAAAAGGUCGCGACUCCACAGAUGUCGGCUUCAGCCUCGCUACUGUGCGCCACGGGCGUGACAAAGAUGCUUGGGAACAGAUCAACGACGGAGCGUCCGACAGCAACACUGCUCCAAUAAACAACGAGAGAAUCUACGCCUAGAAGACAUACACAGUCAAUUUUGAGUCGACUUGAAGAGUCGGAA